CCCCGCCCUCCUUUUCUCACUGUCACAAGUGCUCCAGGAAGUGGCCGGUGUCUUGUAACUGUCGCUACGGCCUCCUUUGCGUUCUCAACAUGGCGACCAGCCAGCAGUGGGUCCUGGUGGAGAUGGUACAGGCGUUUUACGAGGCUCCGGCGUAUCACUUAAUACUGGAAGGUAUUUUGAUCUUGUGGAUCAUCCGAUUAAUAUUCUCCAAGACUUAUAAACUGCAGGAGCGCUCAGACCUCACAGAAAAGGAGAAAGAAGAAUUGAUCGAUGAAUGGCAUCCAGAACCUCUUGUUCCGCCUGUCUCCAAAGAUCACCCAGCACUCAACUAUAACAUUGUGUCUGGCCCUCCCAGUCACAAGAUUGUUGUUAAUGGAACAGAAUGUGUUAAUUUUGCUUCCUUCAAUUUCCUUGGUCUUCUUGAUAAUGAAAGAGUGAAGAGUGCGGCACUAGCCUCGCUAAGGAAGUAUGGAGUUGGAACUUGUGGCCCAAGAGGGUUUUACGGUACAUUUGAUGUCCAUUUGGAGUUGGAAGACAGGUUGGCCAAGUUUAUGAGGACAGAAGAAGCAAUCAUUUACUCCUAUGGAUUUGCCACCAUUGCAAGUGCCAUCCCAGCUUACUCCAAAAGAGGGGACAUUUUAUUUGUGGAUGAAGCGGCAUGCUUUGCUAUUCAGAAAGGAUUGCAGGCUUCCCGAAGCAACAUCAAGUACUUCAAACACAAUGAUAUGGAUGAUUUGGAAAGGUUAUUAAAGGAACAGGAGCUUGAAGACCAGAAGAAUCCUCGUAAGGCCAGAGUGACGCGAAAAUUUAUAGUUACCGAAGGAUUGUAUAUGAACACUGGUGAUAUCUGCCCUCUUCCUGAACUGAUUAAAUUGAAGUACAAGUACAAAGUGAGAAUAUUCUUGGAGGAGAGCCUCUCGUUUGGCGUUCUCGGUGAACAUGGCCGUGGAGUCACAGAGCAUUUUGGAAUGAAUAUUGAUGAUAUUGAUCUGAUCAGUGCUAAUAUGGAGAAUUCUUUGGCUUCGAUUGGAGGAUUCUGCUGCGGGCGAUCAUUUGUAAUUGAUCACCAGAGAUUAUCUGGUCAGGGUUACUGUUUCUCUGCCUCUCUACCCCCUCUGUUGGCGUCUGCUGCUAUUGAAGGUCUCAAUAUCAUGGAGGAGAAUUCUGAUAUUUUUUGUGUUUUGAGGGAAAAAUGUGAACGAAUUCAUAAAUCUUUGCAGGGAGUCAUCGGUUUAAAAGUCGUGGGUGAAUGCUUCUCUCCUGCGUUUCAUCUACAACUGAGGAACAGCACUGGAUACCGUGAAAAAGAUACCAAAUUACUGCAAGAUAUCGUAGAUCACUGUAUGAGUAGGAAAAUAGCACUAACGCAAGCUCGUUAUCUGGAGAAAGAAGAGAAAUAUCUGCCACCACCAAGCAUAAGGGUGGUAGUGACCGUGGAGCAAACCGAUGAGGAACUAGACGCGGCCUCCUCUGUGAUCAAGCAAGCUGCUUCUUUGAUUCUGAAUUAGAAUUCAUUUUCAAAA
This is a messenger RNA of Spea bombifrons (plains spadefoot toad), 1523 nucleotides long. It is a transcript of the gene SPTLC1, whose product is annotated as serine palmitoyltransferase long chain base subunit 1. NCBI's taxonomy places the organism in Eukaryota, Metazoa, Chordata, Amphibia, Anura, Pelobatidae. The transcript has 15 exons. Gene Ontology annotation, molecular function: pyridoxal phosphate binding; serine C-palmitoyltransferase activity. Gene Ontology annotation, biological process: sphingosine biosynthetic process; ceramide biosynthetic process. The coding region runs from base 90 to 1508 and encodes 472 amino acids. Gene Ontology annotation, cellular component: endoplasmic reticulum. The record is from RefSeq and is a predicted model, not a curated record.